Molecule: messenger RNA, 2855 nt
Organism: Seminavis robusta
Lineage: Eukaryota; Bacillariophyta; Bacillariophyceae; Naviculales; Naviculaceae
Source: the annotation of a GenBank genome assembly
GCUGUCGCCUAUUUGCUAUUUUGGCAGUCGGCACAGGUCCAAUCGCUGCCUCCAAUCAGCUGUGUUGGCAGUUGACGGUACAACAGCAUCAUCGACCAUUUUCGAGAAGCCUUGGUUGUAGGUACCAGGAGUAGAACAAAUGACAAGGCGGAGGCUAUCACCCACCAAGAUAAGUCUGAUCACUCCAUUAUCAAUCCAAUGAGUCCUCCUCCUGGUCACUCCUACUCAGCCGCCCCUCGACCGCGGGUGAAUGCAGGGGUCGAGCCUCAGCCGCAUCGAAUUCAGCAACAGCUGACGGUAGAAACCCUAGAACAACCACAACCGCAACAGCACAAUACCAUGUCACAUCCUCCUCACCACCACGGUUCCUCCUCUCUCCAGUCUCCCUCUCAUGAUGGUGCCAGUGCACAACAGCCGCACCACGACGACGAUGCCGACCAUACCACCCAAGGUUUACCCUCGGAAAAUCAACUAGUCUUGCUCUGUUUGGAUUAUCUUCGAGAUUUGCGACGUGCGUAUCCCGAGGAUGAUCUGAGAGAAUUGGAGGGUAUGAAUGCUGAUUAUCUAAGUGUGGCAGUGUACGCUUUGAGCAGAUGCUUUACCCGCCCUGACACCUUGGUGGAAGACAACGAUUGCAUGAUGGAUCCAUUGAAACAACCGCCUCUGUCCCCCCGCCAUCAAGGGUCCAAAAAACUCACCACCAAUGGCAAUGGUAGUCUUGUCAUGCCGAGCAUGGCUGUCAUCAACCACGAAAUUCUCUAUGAGGAAAAUCCUAACAUGGCAGAGGAUGACGAGGAUCAAAAGAAGGACGACACUGAUGAAGCGGAUCCGUACACAUGGUAUGAUUAUGAUGACAUGCAUCCAUCCAAUGUUCAUCGGUUUUUCCCCUUGGCAGGUUUGGCCAGUGGUCCCAGUCUCAGAGGGCCUUUGACUCUGGGAGAACUCACAGCUGCUGGUCUUGCAGGUCUAGGAGCCCGUAGUCGACUGGAUGCCGAGAAGGACAUGAUCCAAAGUCCUCUCUUUGAACAGUUUGUUCAGGCUGUCAAGUCAAAGGGAUUCUUCAUGGACCCAGAUAAUGAUACUCCAUUGGUUGACCCGGAAGAGGAGCGCCAGAGGGUUAUCCGACAGCAGAAAAACUAUGAUGAGCGCUUCCGGAAGGUGGUGGCAAAAUUCCGAACCAAGCUUGCUGUCAAGGCAGAAGCUCCGGCCAAACCAGGGACACCCCUUAGCGCGAGUAGCACAGGAACAAGUCCCAUGCGGUCGGCAAAUUGGUUGGCAUUGACCUCCGCUGAUCGUCAGAGACGUCGUCGCGAACAUGCAUUGGAACAAUCGCGCUGGAGGAAAAAUGGAGCCCCCCCGACACCCAAUCGUCUCGCAUAUAGUCCUCGAGGAGGAGGAAAAGGCUUUGGCGUCACGACGCCGGAACGUGCCACUGACGGGGGACAAGAAUGCUCCACGCCUCGAUCGCAAUUGGACCAUCCCGUGGAUCUGGAACAAGCAGAGCGAGCCAAGGCCGAAGGAAAUGUAUACAUGCAGAAGAAACUAUAUCCUCAAGCCGUGCAAAGUUACACGCAAGCAUUGAAAAUCAGCCCCAAUGGUCCUCAUAGUCAUGUCUAUUUCUCCAACCGUGCUGCCGCCCUCUUGAGCAUGAAAAAGUUUGGCGAAGCUAUCUUGGAUUCCGAGCGCUCCUUGGCCCUCAAACCGGACUACGGCAAAGCCCACGCCCGAUUGGGACUGGCCCACUUUUUGAGCGGAAGCUACCGACAAGCCAUGGAAGCCUACACCGUGUCGCUCAAAUACGACCCCAACAAUGCCAGCAGCAAAUCCUACCUAGAAAAGGCCGCUAAGCGAUUGGCAGAAGGAGGCUCGUCCAGUCAUCAAGGGCCCAUUCAAAGUUCUUUUAGCUUGGUCAGUGAAUGGGAGUCCAGUCAACGACAACAUCACCAUCAACAACAACCAUCAUCUUCUUCCUCUCUUCCAACUUCCCAUCAGCAUCAAGGCGGAGGAGGUUCCGUCACUUCCGCUUCCCAUCCAGACGGUGAUGAUCGAUCAAAACAAGAACUACAACGAGACGCAGAAAAGUUCAAGGCAAAGGGCAAUGCUUUCAUGGCUCACAGGGAAUACACGUUGGCUUUGGAGGCAUACACAUCGGCCAUUCAGUGCUCUCCCAAUGGACCGCAGUCCCAUGUGUACUAUUCGAACCGAGCAGCUGCUCUCUGUUAUCUGGAGCGCUACCGGGACGCCAUUGCCGAUUCCGAAAAGAGCUUGGAGCUGAGUCCAACUUAUGGAAAGGCUCACGCAAGGUUGGGUCUUAGUCGCUUCUUCCUGCAAGACUAUGCUGGAGCUGUUGCCGCAUACACCGCGGCGCUGCAGCAUGAUCCUGACAACGCUGCAUCCAAGUCGUACUUGGCCAAAGCAAAGGCCAAGUUGGAAGGACGAAGCAGUCGCCCCAGCAGUCGCACUUCCUCCCCCGCCCCAUCGAUGUCUAGUCGUCGACGUCCACCUUCCACUUCAAACUAGUAAAAUGAACUCAAUCAAGUCAUAAUAAUAAACCCUCCAAUCCUCACAAGAAUAGAGAAGACAACGAGGCGGGGGGCCCAAAGAAGCGUCCAACACUUCCCUUUUCAACUCUUCCUCUGCGGGAACUUCACAAAACUGUACCGGACUCGAGUGAGGGUCGUGUCAGACAGAGCAUUGGUAGAAAGACACAGCUCUACCACUAGCACUAGUAGGCAACAACUACCACAAGUAUUCUAGCUAUUUAUUCCAUACUUGCCACAGUAAUGAGAGCAGUACAUGUAAAAUCCCUCCUUUUUUCUACUAGACUACGGUACGUGCUACUAUGCAUAGAGUUG